CAGUGUCAAGUGUGCGGUUAUCGUAAUCAUGAUACGUCUCAGUGUCGGUUCGCUAAAUUAAAAUGCAAAAAGUGCAAUGUCACGGGGCACCUACGUAGGAUGUGCAAAAAAAUUAAUUACCUGGAGGCAAAUGUGGUGGAUGACGGCGAUGACGAUGGUGAAUGUUUUAAUAUUAGGUCUGUUAAAGGGGAAGCCAUGACAGAGACGGUGACGAUUUCGGGGGUCGAAUUAAAAUUCGAAAUAGAUAGCGGGUCGGCCGUUACUGCGAUUUCUGAACAGACAUACAGAAAAUAUUUUAACAAUGUACCAUUGUCUAAAACAAAAAAACGAUUAUUUUCAUAUACGGGUAAUAGUAUUAUUUGUAUUGGAGUAGCACAAUUACAGGUCAGUUAUGCGAAUGAUUCACAUUUACUAUAUGUUUGCGUCAUACGAGACGGAGGGCCGCCAAUUCUCGGUCGCGAUUUCAUUUCUAAGUUUAAGUUAGAAUUAUUGCCGAUACAAUAUUGUAAACAAGUAGAUGAAAACAAUAUAAUUAACGCGUUGCAAUCUCGUUAUCCUAUGGUUUUUUCCGAUAAAUUAGGUUCGUUUAACAAAUUUAAAGUUAAAUUACAUUUAAAGGAAGAUGCAAAACCGGUUUUUAUUAGAGCGCGACCAUUAGCUUUCGCUUUAAAAGACAAAGUAGAUAAGGAAAUAGAUCGUUUGGUGGCGGCCGGAGUAUUAAAACAAGUUGACCACGCGCGGUAUGCGUCACCAAUCGUACCGGUAUUAAAGCGGAAUGGUUCCGUACGUAUUUGUGCAGAUUAUUCGACGGGCGUAAACAAACAGUUAGUUGUUGACCAGUACCCUUUGCCGACGAUAACUGAACUUUUUACUAGGUUGUAUGGUGGACAACAGUUUAGUAAACUGGAUUUAUCUAGUGCGUACAAUCAACUCGUGUUAGAUGAGGAAUCACAGGAAUUAACUUGUAUAAAUACUCACAGGGGAGUUUACAAGCAUACCCGCCUGUGCUUUGGCUUGGCCAGUUCACCGGCUAUUUUUCAACGCGCUAUCGAAUGCGUGCUGGCUGGCGUGCCCGGCACGUUGUGCCUGUUAGACGAUAUUUUAAUAACCGGGAAAAAUAAAACUGAACAUUUGCUACGAUUACAUCAAGUACUGCAGAGAUUACAAGACGCGGGUUUGACCCUUCAAAGGGAAAAGUGUGAAUUUUUCAAGGACGAUAUUAAUUACUUAGGGUAUGUAAUCAAUAAAGAUGGCCUUCAUAAGUCGCCAGAGAAAAUUAGGGCGAUGACUGAUGCGCCGGUUCCGACUAAUGUUAAGCAGUUGCAAUCAUUUUUAGGGUUAAUUAAUUAUUACAGAAGUUUUGUUCCUAAUGCGUCUGCAAUUUUAAAGCCGUUAUAUGAGCUUUUAAAAAAAGGAAAUAAAUGGUACUGGGGACAUGAACAUGAGGACGCUUUUAACGCGAUUAAAAAAUGUUUGGCGUCGGAUCAAGUAUUAGCUCAUUUUAAUCAUAACGCGACCAUCAUUUUAACUGUCGAUGCUUCGCCGUCAGGUCUUUCGGCCAUUUUAUCUCAGAUAGAACCAAACGGGUCUGAGCGACCGGUCUCGUUUGCGUCGCGAACCCUAAAUGCUGCUGAGAAACGUUAUUCUCAGAUCCAAAAGGAAGCCACCGCCAUUAUUUUUGGAGUUAGGCGUUACCACCAGUACCUAUAUGGCAGGGCGGUUCCCUUUAUCUUACGCACAGACCAUAAGCCACUCUUAUCGAUUUUUGGCCCUUAUCGAGGUAUACCAGAAGUUUCUGCGAACAGACUUCAGAGGUAUGCGAUGUUUUUAAGUAGCUAUAAUUAUAGAAUUGAAUAUGUUCGUAGCACAGACAACACCGCAGACUUCUUAUCGCGCGCCAGCCUAGGAGAGGCGGGGACAGCCGCGGAGGGCAGGGACAGUGUAGAUGCUAUGAUACCCGAUUUGGAUAGAGCUUCUUAUAUAAAUUUUGUUGUGGAAGGAAUUCCGUACACACUCUGACUGGGGUUUCGCCCGCAGAGCUUGUUUACGGUAGAAAACUCAGAAUGCGUCUGGAUCAAAUUAUACCUGAGUCGUCAUCGCCCUCAUCCACAGCUCUUGCUGAUGUCGUUAAAUUUAAACAGUGUUCGCAAAAUAAGACCAAAGUAAAUAAAAAACAAAGUUUUAUCAAGGGAGAUUUUAUUCUAUAUAAAAAGCAUACGGUCAACGGAAAGUUUAUUUGGUGCAAAGGCUUCAUUGAAAAGACAAUUGGGAAGGUGUUGUACUUAGUCAAAGACUGUAAGUCUUCCUUGUUAUUUAAAAAACACCAAAAUCAACUAAUACCUUAUAAGGGUACCGAUUGCAGUAUUCACGAAUACAAAGAUGUGGAUGUAGAACCGGUUUCAAGGAGAGGCAAUUUGUCAGCAGAAGAACAAUCAUCCUCGAAUGAAGUGACUCCGAUAGACACAGGGGACGAGGAAGAGGACAGGUCUGGGAUGGAGGGCAGCUCAGAAAGGGGGGAAGCUACCAAUUCUAAUGCUUGUGAUGAUAUUAGUUUACCGGUCGAAGUACCUCUCAUCACGUCACCGUCGCCGCAGCGGCAAGGUGUCGAAUUAGCAGAAGAGGAGGAUGAAUUUCUUGAGGCCCUACCAGACCCGUCUGUCGAAGAAGGCUCUGAUGGCAUACCCGCACGACAAAACGCCAGCAGACCUGAGUUUACAUCACGGAAUAAACGCAAUCGGCCUAGGGUUAACUAUAAGCAGUUUUUUUAGUAUAAGUUUCUUUUUUAAGUUUAGUAUAAUCUUUUGUUUUGUUUAGAGUAGUUAUGUACAUAUUAUAUCUAAGCUAAGGGGAGGAAUGUUAAGUAUGUGUGCGUGUGCCUACGCAUACGGGGUAUUUCAACAAAUAUAGGACAGUGUGUUAACAGCA
Messenger RNA from Bombyx mori (domestic silkworm), 2925 nucleotides. RefSeq names its product retrovirus-related Pol polyprotein from transposon 297. The record is from RefSeq and is a predicted model, not a curated record. Bases 100 to 2019 code for a protein of 639 amino acids. NCBI's taxonomy places the organism in Eukaryota, Metazoa, Arthropoda, Insecta, Lepidoptera, Bombycidae. The transcript is spliced from 2 exons.